AUGGAAAGUUUUAAACCAUCUAAAUUUCCAUUCGCCAAUCGUCUGAAUUGUCGGCAAUGGCGAAGCGACACAGACUUGCAAUCAUCGCUUCCUCCGAUCCAAAACCGCAUUGAGGAAACGAAAUCAAAGCAGCUAAAUAGCAGCGGAAUACGUCCGAGUCGACCUGGAACUCCCAACGUGUGUAGGGGACAAACAUUGUUUUCUUGCGGUAAAACAUCCAGGCUAUCGCCAAGGACCUCCCCAAAACGACUCUCCCUGUCACUUGAUUUGAGACCAGUUAUAGAAGGAACUUGUUUAAGACGGCACAGUGGUGGCUUAGCGGAUAGCUCCACUAACGAUGAGUGGAGCCCUCGGCCGUGUGUUCGAAGCCUUCCUCCCAGCCCGGCGUUACAGCGAAGCCUCCAUCGUUCCUUGCGACACGUGUCGACUGAUUCCGAACAGGUUGAUGACAAGUUUAAAGAUGAUCGAAUAUUGAAUUGGAUUCGUGAUGUUUCGGGGAAGACUUUUGAUCAAAAUAGUAACAUUGACGACGAUGACGAAGAAGUAUUUAAUAGUUCUUAUGAAGCUAAGACUACAGAGGACCCUUGUGUUACUGGUCUUCCCGUCAUUCAAGAAGGACAAAAGGUUUAA
Pocillopora meandrina is the source of this 630-nucleotide messenger RNA. Lineage: Eukaryota; Metazoa; Cnidaria; Anthozoa; Scleractinia; Pocilloporidae. The record is from the annotation of a GenBank genome assembly.